This is a messenger RNA of Callithrix jacchus (white-tufted-ear marmoset), 3366 nucleotides long. It is a transcript of the gene GPATCH2, whose product is annotated as G-patch domain containing 2. Lineage: Eukaryota; Metazoa; Chordata; Mammalia; Primates; Cebidae. The record is from RefSeq and is a predicted model, not a curated record. Gene Ontology annotation, molecular function: nucleic acid binding.
AGAAAUUUCUUUGCAGCACAAAAAGUUUAAUUUAUUUGUCUCUGUCUCUACUGCGAGUAUGAGGAGGGGAUUAUAGGAAGGGAAAGCAGUAGGCGAGGAGAACUAAUGGUUGCUCCAGGCAUCCGGUUUCGGCCUCAGUCGGCUUCCGGAAGUUCAUCUCAAAAUGCUGAACUGUAUUUUGCAAGUCGCCGGUGUUGUAGUAGUUGGAGUCUGUUCACGGGCCUGAGCCUGUGGCCAGGCUCUUGGGUGUCGUUAAUGUUCGGGGCCGCCGGGCGCCAACCGAUCGGAGCUCCAGCAGCCGGGAACAGCUGGCAUUUCAGUAGAACCAUGGAGGAACUGGUUCACGACCUUGUCUCAGCAUUGGAAGAGAGCUCAGAACAAGCUCGAGGUGGAUUUGCUGAAACAGGAGACCAUUCUCGAAGUAUAUCUUGCCCUCUAAAACGCCAGGCAAGGAAAAGGAGAGGGAGAAAACGGAGGUCAUAUAACGUGCAUCACCCAUGGGAGACUGGUCACUGCUUAAGUGAAGGCUCUGAUUCUAGUUUAGAAGAACCAAGCAAGGACUAUAGAGAGAAUCACAAUAAUAAUAAAAAAGAUCACAGUGACUCUGAUGACCAAAUGUUAGUGGCAAAGCGUAGGCCAUCAUCAAACUUAAAUAAUAAUGUUCGAGGGAAAAGACCUUUAUGGCACGAGUCUGAUUUUGCUGUGGACAAUGUUGGGAACAGAACUCUGCGCAGGAGGAGAAAGGUAAAACGCAUGGCAAUCGAUCUCCCACAGGACAUCUCUAACAAACGGACAAUGACCCAGCCACCUGAAGGCUGUAGAGAUCAGGACAUGGACAGUGAUAGAGCUUACCAGUAUCAAGAAUUUACCAAGAACAAAGUCAAAAAGAGGAAGUUGAAAAUAAUCAGACAAGGACCAAAAAUCCAAGAUGAAGGAGUAGUUUUAGAAAGUGAGGAAACGAGCCAGGCCAAUAAAGACAAAAUGGAAUGUGAAGAGCAAAAAGUUUCAGAUGAGCUCAUGAGUGAAAGUGAUUCCAGCAGUCUCAGCAGCACUGAUGCUGGAUUGUUUACCAAUGAUGAGGGAAGACAAGGUGAUGACGAACAGAGUGACUGGUUCUACGAAAAGGAGUCAGGUGGAGCAUGUGGUAUCACUGGAGUUGUGCCCUGGUGGGAAAAGGAAGAUCCUACUGAGCUAGACAAAAAUUUACCAGAUCCUGUCUUUGAAAGUAUCUUAACUGGUUCUUUUCCCCUUAUGUCGCAUCCAAGCAGAAGAGGUUUCCAAGCUAGACUCAGUCGCCUUCAUGGAAUGUCUUCAAAGAAUAUUAAAAAAUCUGGAGGGACUCCAACUUCAAUGGCUACAAACUGGACCAGUGAGAUUCCCCUAUAAACCAAAUCUUCUAAUGCUAAUAAAUUAGUUACGUUUUGAACAUCUGGGGAAUGACAUUCGAGGGAACCUGGCUCCUGUCCUCUUCCCUGGAGGAAUAUCACUGAAGUGAGAGCCUCUUUGAUGAAAAGAUGGGGCUGUUUUUGCUGGAGGACUGGUAUUCUUCCUUUUAGUCAGAAGUGAACCUGACUGGGGAGGCUUUCUAGGCAUUUAGGUUGGCCCAGGGUGGAUAGAAACUACUGUACAUUUUAUAUAUUUUUCUCUUUUAUGAUUUUUUUUACAUUGAAUCUAUUUAUGUAUACUUGCUUUGCCAAAAUGCUAACAAAGCUAGAAAUUUAAAACUUCCCAAUCUAACAAGUAUUCCUUAAUGUUUAUAUUGUGACUGAUUAAGAAUUAAUUUUUCAUAUCUGACUGUUGUAAAUAAAAAUCGUGAUGCAUUGACAUUUAUGGUUCAUUUUUAGAGAAGUCUUAUAUAACCAGCGUUAUUUAAAAUAUUUGCAUUUUACUCAGGGUAUUUUAACAAGGGCUAUGAUGAGUAGUAGGUAAGGUUGAUAAUCUUUGCUGGAGUUUGUAUUUUGUUCAGCUUACUUUCUACUUGGGUAAUCUGCUCUGUAUUGCAAACUCAUUGUAUUUUAUAGUAUAGUUUUCAUUGUACUGCAAAAAUCAUCCUCUUUCUAAAUUAGCCACAGUGAUAACUAGUCUGCACUAGUACAAUCAUUUACCUUUUAAAUUAUCUGCUUUGUCUGAUACCUGAAACACGUGAAAAUUAUUAUUUUGGUUUAGAGCUUAAUGAAACAUGUGAAAGCUGGUAUUUUUAACAAAUACUGUGUGAUUCUGAAUCAUAUCAUCAUGUUUAAAAGUGAGAGCUGCUUGUACAUCUUUAGAAUGGCAGACCAUAUGUGUCACUGUGAGUGUCAGAAAUACUUGCAUGAGCUCAUUUUCACCAAGCGGGGGGAAAUGUAAUGUUUCUGUUGAUGGUAUAAUUUAGACACUAUAGUAAGUUCAGACCAUUUGAGUUCUUCAAAAUGGUUAUAUUAAAAUGAUAUUUUUAUUAAGCUUCAAUAAUGAAAAACAAUGUGAUUUAAUAUGUGUAUUUUUAUAUUAUUGUAUGGAUUAAUUGUUAAUUCAGCAUUUAACUUAAAUAUGAUUGGAAAGGAAACUUUAAGUUGCCAUUGUCUUUACCUAAAAUUUUUAAAGUCUGGACUAUUUCAGCAAAUGCAUGAAGCAGGAAUGUGUGACAUCUCCUUUUAGACUGCUUGUCUAAUAUGGAGAGAUUAAAAAUGAUAAAAUGCAACUUUGAGUCUCUUCACCUUUGCAUAUUUAAAGUGAUAUUUAAAGGUACAAUAGUGUGGUGUUGAUAAUUGUAAGUAAGCUUUUCUGUGCUAUGUCUUUGGAGUGAAAAUUCAUGUUUUUUUCUGAAUUACAUAAAUGCUUUUGUUUUAUUUUGUAUGAUUGUCUUUUAGAUCUGAAUAAGUCACUUUACAACCUUAGCCUAUGAACUUUGCCUUAUCAAUCAUGAAUCUCGAUGAAUGCUAUCUAGUUCUUGGUUCAGUUUUACCUAUUUUUAUUUUUGGUUCACUGCUUGCUUGAGCAUAGCUGGGAUUUGUAGCCCAUUUUCUAGGCUUAUUGCAAUCUCACUGUGGUAUUUUAUAGAAGCUAUUACAACUGAUAGGCUAGCUUCAUGGUAUUGAUGAUACAUGGCUUAACCAUACUAAAAGCUGCCUUCCCUCUCUAAAUUGUAAAAAGGUGAUUAAGUUUCCACUUGAUGGAGAUAUACUAUAUAUGUGUGUUUAUCAUGGAACUAGUGCAUUAGGCCAUAAACUGUUUUUCUGGUCUAUGUUUUUUGUAUUUAAAAUUUUACUGAAGAUAAUAGACUCCUUCGGGUUUUCUUUCUUUCAACCCUGAAUUGUCCUUGUUUGGAUUUUUAAGUACUGUAAUUUUUUUUUUUUUCAAUAAAAUCUCUGACUUGGGCAAGAAAGGUAA